AUGUCAUCCAAGAACGACAAACUGGUGCACAACUUGUCGUCAAAGGAGCUGACGGAGGAACAAAUGCAGGUUUUGCGGCAUGAGGCCUCAUUCAACACAGCCGAUGCCAAACCUGCCAACAUAAUUGCAGCAGUGGAAUCAAUCCUCAGCCAGACGGGAGCGACUGACGAAACGAAGAACCUCAUUCGACACCAAGUGUCCUCCCUCCUCAUUGCUCACAGGCAGCGCAACGUGCUGUCCAAGGUCGAGCGUGAUGCACUUAAAAAAACUCAGGGCCGACAACGACCUAGUUAUCGUGCCUGCGGACAAGGGGCGUUCAACAGUCGUAUUGGACAGGACAGACUACAAUCAAAAAGCGAAAAGCUUGUUGGAGGAUCGUCAGUCCUAUGUCCCCAUGCGAAUCAACCCCAUAAAAACGUCGACACGCGAGAUAAAUGUGACGCUGUUGGCAAUGGACUAUUCAGGUGCAAUAUCGCCAAUCGACCGACGCAUGGUGAGAGCACAAGAAACGGCCCUAGCCCUAUUCUACGGUCUCCCAAAAGUGUACAAAGAGGGCGCUCCUCUCCGGCAUAUCGUAUCAUUAAAGGGCACUCCAACCUAAGUGGCUGUUCCAACGUCUCAAGUUUCUGACCUCCGACUCGAACACUACAGUCAGCUUGUCAACGCAAUUCUUGGAGAAACUUAAAGGAGUAAGUCUCCUGCCAAGCGAUAUCAUGGUUUCCUUUGAUGUCACGUCCCUUUUUACUUCUAUCCCGCAGGACCUGGCAGUCGAGACAAUCGAACUACUCCUACGAGAGAAGUACGACGAAACGGAGAAUCGCCUCGGACACGCCCAAAUCAUCCAGCUCCUGAAGAUCUGUCUCAAGACGUACUUUACAUUCAACGGAACAAUCUACGAGCAGGUGAAGGGAACGCCAAUGGGUUCGCCGAUUUCGGGACUCAUAGCCGAGGCGGUCCUACAACGGCUGGCGUCGCUGGUUUUCCGACACCACAGACCGAAAUUUUGUGCUCGAUAUGUGGAUGACACCUUUGUCGUCAUCGAACGAUAUGAGGUGCUGACGUUCAAAGAACCACUCAACGCCGUCUUCCCGGACAUUCAAUUUACGAUGGAGGAGGAGGAAAACAAUCAGCUGGCCUUCCUGGAUGACCUCGUCUGCCGCAAACAUUGUGGUGGCCUAAAAACCAAAGUGUUCAGGAAAGCGACAAAUACGACGCAAAUACUGAACUUCAAUAGAAACCACCCGAUCAGUCACAAACGCGUUGAGACGCACUGCAGUGAAAUGGAAGACAAGGUUGCUGAAUUACAAUAUCUUCGACGGGUAAUGAGAGCCAAUGGCUACCCGCGCAACUUUGUUAACCAGUGCUUACAAAAAGGACACCAGAGACCAAAUCCAACUGUUCCCAAAUUUUGA
Molecule: messenger RNA, 1412 nt
Organism: Spirometra erinaceieuropaei
Lineage: Eukaryota; Metazoa; Platyhelminthes; Cestoda; Diphyllobothriidea; Diphyllobothriidae
Source: the annotation of a GenBank genome assembly